Messenger RNA from Saccharomycodes ludwigii, 9660 nucleotides. RefSeq names its product membrane morphogenesis protein VPS13 (gene VPS13). The transcript has a single exon. Gene Ontology annotation, cellular component: extrinsic component of membrane. Lineage: Eukaryota; Fungi; Ascomycota; Saccharomycetes; Saccharomycodales; Saccharomycodaceae. Bases 1 to 9660 code for a protein of 3219 amino acids. Gene Ontology annotation, biological process: protein targeting to vacuole; protein retention in Golgi apparatus; mitochondrion organization. The record is from RefSeq and is a predicted model, not a curated record.
AUGUUAGAAUCCUUUGCUGCUACAUUUUUAAAUAGAAUUCUAGGAUCUUAUGUUGAGAACUUUGAUGAAAACCAAUUGGAAGUAGGUAUUUGGAAUGGGGAUGCCAAACUAAAAAAUUUAAAGUUACGUAAAGAUGCCUUAGAUGCUUUACAACUCCCUCUUGAUGUUAAGUCUGGUAUUUUAGGUGAUUUAACCUUGAUUGUCCCGUGGUCCAGUUUAAAAAACAAACCAGUCAAGAUUGUAAUAAAUGAUGUCUUUUUAUUGGCUGUUCCUAGAACUUUGGAUUCAUAUGAUUCGGAGGAAGACGCUAAAAGGGAAUUCAAAAGGAAAAUGGCUACAUUAAAUGAAUUGGAAAUGGCCAAUGAUGCUAAGCCAGCUGAUGAUGCAAAUUCCAAAAAAAAUCAAUCUUUCACUCAAAAUUUAAUCACGAAAAUUAUAGAUAAUGUUCAGAUUACUUUUAAAAACAUUCACAUUAGAUAUGAAGAUUUAGAUUGCAUAUUUUCAGAAGAUCCAUACUGUGUUGGUGUGACUUUAAACGAACUAUCAGCAGUUUCCACAAAUGAAAAUUGGAUGCCUAGUUUCAUCUCUAUCACUCAAGAAAUUACACAUAAGCUAUUGAGCUUAAAUUCGUUGUCUUUAUAUUGGAACACCAAUUGUAAGGACACCAUAUUUGAUAUGGACACUUCGAAAAUGAUUGACAGUUUUAAGUCUUCUAUUGUCACUGAAGAUAAUACUGAUAUGGAAUAUCAAUAUUUAUUAGCCCCUGUUACGGGUACUUGUAGACUGAGUUUGAAUAAAUUGGGAUCUACAGAGACCAAUCCACAUAUAGAGGCGUUGCUAGAUUUUUCCAAAUUAGGGCUUACAUUAGACGACAAUCAAUACAAGGAGCUAUUAGGUUCCAUGUCUAAAUACCAGUGGUUUAAGAAAUCCUGGAAAUACAGGAAACUGAGGCCAAAGUAUACUGUCUCCGAAAACCCCAAGGGAUGGUUCAAGUAUGUUGCCAAUUGUGUUUUGAAUGAAGUUCACGACAAGAAUUAUAAAAAAACCUGGGAUUAUAUUAAGGAAAGAAAGGUAAAAGAGGGCAAAUAUAUUGCCUUGUGGAAAAAAAAAUUAGCAAUGCCAGAUCUUUUAACCCCAUUGCCAAAUGUUGAGGAUGAAAAUGAAUUGGACAAAUUGAAUGCUGAUCUACCCAUUGAUGAUAUCAGGUUUUUCAGAACUUUAGCUAAGAAAGAAUAUUUAAAAGAAAAAAUAAACGCUCCACCGGGCUCAUCUGAUUCUAAUGGCACCAAUAAGUCCCAAAACAACUGGAUUUCAAACUGGUGGUAUGGGAAUAAUUCUUCUCAAACCGAAAACUUGGAAAUGACAGAAGAACAAAAACAGGAAUUAUACGAUGCGAUCGACUUUGACGAAAAUAAUGAAAUCGCUGAAUAUUCUACGCCAGACGAUCGGAUUACUUUAAGAAUAACAAGCAAAUUAGACAGGGGUUCCUUAACUUUGAAGGAUAAAGCAAAUAAUUUAACGCUAGGUGAAAUGAUUUUUGAAAAUUGUCAAACUGAGUUAUUUCAAAGACCAAAUUCGUAUGGUCUGAAUUUUAAACUUUUCCAAUUUACAGUCGUUGAUGGAUCUCCAAAUACUUUGAAUAAACACAUUGUCAAGGUUAAUACCGACAGUGUCGAUAAUUCCAAAUUAGUCACAGAAGGUGACCCCUUUUUUCUGAUCAACUUUGAGCAUAACCCAUUGGAUAUCGACGCUGAUAGUUCUUUAGGAGUCAAAUUGCAAAGUAUGUCUAUUUAUUACCACGUUCAUUUUAUUAACAGAGUUAUGCAAUUUUUCAAACCACCAAGACAACACUACGAUACGAUUGCAGCCAUUAUGUCGGCUGCUGAAAGUACUGUUGAAACUUGGACCACCCAAACUAGAAUGGGUAUUGAAGCACUUUUAGAAGAGCAUCAGACUUUUGAUGUGAAUUUGGAUCUACAAACACCGUUAAUUAUUAUCCCGCUAGAUCCACACGUUUGGGACACUCCAUGUGCCAUUAUAGAUGCUGGUCAUAUUUCGAUGGUAUCUGAUUUGGUAUCAAGAGAGAAAAUUAAAGAGCUAAAAAAAUUAAGUGUUGAAGAUUAUAACAAAAUCGAUCCCAAAGAUGUCAAUAGAUUAAUGUUUGAUCGUUUUAAAUUAUGUUUAGACAAUGCACAAUUUUUGGUUGGUCCUGACAUUCGUUCCACUAUUUCUAGUUCUGGCUAUUCUGAAAAUGACAAUCAAUAUGCCGUUUUGGAGAAGAUGCAUUUUGAAUUCGUUAUUGACAUUUGUAUCUUACCAAAAGCUUUGAAUUUGCCUAAAAUUAGAACAACUGGUGUGUUACCAACAUUGAAAGUGUGUUUAAACGAUUAUCAGUACAAAAUCAUUAUGAAUUUAAUUGCAACUUGCCUGCCCAACACAAAUAAUGAAACUGAAGAUGAUGCCCAUCACAUAGGAGAGGCAGCUAGCGAAAAAAUAUCAGAGAGGGAAAGGAGUAAUAUUUUGGUUCAAAGACAGUUAAGACAAACCAAAAAGUACAUAGACAGUUUGAGCAAAGAUGAACUGGUACAGAGGUCGUUUCAAAUGAAAUUGGAUGUUGAUUCCACAGAAAUUGUAUUAAAAAAAUGCGUUGAUAGGGAGUCUAUGAAAGCGGAAACAUUAGUUUCUAUUGGCGGUGAUAAAUUGAACUUCACUUUUGGAAAGACACCCAAGGAUAUGUACGUCACUGUUGGUUUGGCCAAUUUUUAUAUUGAAGAUUUUAUGUAUCCUGAUUCGAGUAAAGAGUUGAAAUAUAUAGUUACUUCAAGCAAAGUUUCCGAUGAUUUUACUUUGUUUGACAUGAAUUACAAAAGAAGCCAAAGACUUGUUGAAUAUGAAACUUCACUAAUUGAGGUGUACGAUCAAGAUAUCGAUUUGCAAUUAUCGGCUUUGAAGGUAGUUUUAAAUAGUAAAUCUAUUUUGACGUUGUUAAAUUAUAUUAUGACCACGUUUACUGAUCCAACUGCAGAGAAUAUUCCUGCCGAUGUCCUAAGACAUAAUGCUGAAAAUUUGGAGACAUCUCCACAAAAAAUCAAUUUGUGUUUGAAGAUGGACCAAACAACAUUAUUAAUCGUAGAUGAGUUUGAGAAGAUAGCCACUAUGGAAUUAUCCAAGGGCAUGAUUGAUUUGAUUUAUUUGCCUGAAAAAAUGAAGGUGGUCGGAAGGUUAGGAAGCAUCUUGUUGCGCGAUGAACUUCAUCACAAUUUAAAUGUGGACUCAGAUAUCAGACAGAUUAUUAGUAUGGUUGAGGAUGAAGUUGCAGAGUUCACUUAUGAAACUUUUGACACUGUUAACAACACAAAUGAUUACACAUCCAGUUUUGAUUUUAAAUCCAGCUCUAUUAAAAUUAAUUUCAUUGAACAAACUAUCAAUAGAAUUUUUGAGUAUUUCAGCACUUUUCAAAAAACGAAAACAAUUUUUGACAAGGCAAGAGAAGCUGCGUACAACCAGGCACCCAGCAUUGAUACAAUUAAUAAACUAAAAUUGAAUGUUUUGGUUAAAACGCCCAUUAUCAAGUUACCAAAAGUGAUUGAUCCGAAAAAGGGCCUAUGUGAUGAUGUAACAUUCUAUUUGGGGGAGUUUUACUUAAGUAACAGUUUUACAAACACAAAUUCAAAAGCCAUGAUUAACCGCAUUCAAACAGGAUUAAGGUCCACCAAAGUUACCUCCUUUUUCAACUUUUCGAAUUGUACUCAAAAGUCAAAUAUGGUUGAUAAUUUGGACUUAAUAUUUAAUAUUGAUUUCAAUUCUAAUCCUUCCAAUCUUGUGCCUGCAUUAAAAAUCAAGGGUAAUCUAUCACCUUUGUUUAUGAAACUAACGGAAACACAAGUGAAUUAUUUGUUAGAUUUAUUUCCCAGGAUAGCGGCAACAUUUUCAUACGAUGCGAAUUCAACCACAGAGGAUAUCGAAAAUGAAGCAAUAAAGGCGAAUGAUAUUAUAGCACCACAUAAUAACUAUAGUGUCAAUACAAAUAUUUUUAAUGACUUAGAAACUAAGGAAACCAAGCAGAAGGAUCCAGAUGCGUUAUCUUUGGAUUUGUCAUUUUCGCUUCCUGAUAUAUCUUUGUCUUUGUAUGAUAACACCAGCAACGUUGAGGACAUUGAGCAGUGUGGUUUAACAACUAUUUCUUUACAUGAUUCCGGAUUUGCUAUCACGAUGAAAAAUAAUGGCAGCUAUAAAGGGAAUGGAUUCUUUUCCGCGUUUUCUAUUGAAGAUACGAGAGAAAAUAAGGAAAAUAAGCAUGUUAAGUUGAUACCUGCAAUUUCUUCUGAUCGUAAACAAUUUCAAAUUGGCAUAGAAAAAAUUCUGUACCCUGAAAAAAAUCUGAUCAAUCUCUUUUUGACCAUUGAUAGCCCUAAAAUAAUUUUGGCGGUAGAUUAUUUGAUAUCUUUGAGAUUGUUUUCUGUUCACUGUUUUGCUUCUCCUAGCGACCAGAUUUCGUUGAAUGUAGCAGAUAAAACUGCUAGCAUUAUUUCAGGGUCUGAGACCCUUGUUAAAUCUGAUGCCAGCAAAACCGAUGAAAUGAAAACUAAAUUUAAUUAUGUGUUUGAUAUGAUUGAUUCCUCCGUGAUUUUAUUAGCGGAUCCAUCGGAUUUGGACUCAGAAGCUGUUGUGUUUAGGGUAGGCAGGACUUUGAUUACUCAUCAAGAUGUGUUCAACAUAAGAGCUGAUAAGAUUGGUAUGUUUUUAUGUAAUAUGGAGAGCUUCGAUAAAGAACACAUCAGAUUGAUUGAUGAUUUUUGUGUGAGUGGGCUAUGUGAUUCUAGAUCCACAGAAAACAAGAUUAAAACAGAUGUUACUUUAUUAGUUGAUCCGUUGGUUAUGAGAUUGUCCCUAAGAGAUAUUAGAUUGGCGAUGGAUAUUUUUAACAAAGCUGUGUCAAUGGCCACUGAGAAGGGUUUGAUUGGUGAAAAUGGGGUUGAAAAAAAGGAAGAAGAAUCUGGAUUGGGACAACAAAAUGCCGAGGUUAAUUUUUCAAGAGAGUUCAAGUUGGCGUUGGCGAAAUAUGCACCCAGUGUCCUAUCUGACAUUAGUUGGAAUACUAUGUCCGAUAAGAAAGAUGAUAAAAUUCAACCCGGCAAAGUAGCAUUAUUGUGUAGCGAAAAAUUCCAAGCAGACUUUCAAGGAAUGCGUUUAGCUUUGAUUGGUGAUAUAAAUGAGUUGCCAAUGUUGGAUUUGGAUGUGAAACCAUUUUCUUUGCAAGCAAAAGAUUGGUCUGGUGCUUUUGAUGCUAUCAGUACUUUUGAAACUUAUGUUAACAUAUUUAAUUAUUCAAAAUCGAGCUGGGAGCCUCUGAUCGAGCAAGUCCCCUUUACCUUUCAUAUUUCUAAGAACGAUAUUGUGGGAGAUGCAGAUUUAUCUGUGGAUUUGUACUCAAAAAAGUUAUCUGAGAUCACUCUAACAUCUCAAUCAAUUAGUUUGUUGUCUACGAUCCCUGAGUCGAUUUAUAAUUAUGAAAAAAUUAAACCAAGGGGUGAAAUAAAGCCUUAUAGGAUAAUUAAUGACAUUGGUGAAGAUUUGGAAGUUUGGAUUGACACUAUGAACGGCGGACAAACAAGUAAGAUUUUGUUGCAUUAUGGUGAUAGUAUUCCUUGGGAGUUUGAGGAUUGGAGAAAAGUGAGAGAGAAUUUAGAUACUGAUAACACCAAACUUUUUUUAGGGUUUAGAGUGAAAAGUGAUGAUUUUCAAAAUAGCUUUCGUCUGGAUGUUAGUUUUGAAUCAGAAGAUAUCUAUACUUUACUGCCACCUACACCUUCGUAUCAUCAUAGGAUUUGUUGUAAAACAGAGCUAGGGUCUGAUAAUGUGAAAACGAUAACUUUUAGCUCUUCGUUAACUAUGUAUAAUCAGACAGCAAACACAAUUGAAGUUAGAAUCAAUGGAGAAAAAUCUGUUUUUGUUGAGCCUGAUGCCAGGAAAUCUGUGCCCUUUAGAGAUGUAUUUACGGCAGAUUUGUUGAUUAGGCCCGUAUCUGACAAUUUACAAUACACCUGGUCUGAAACUCCAUUCACUUGGAAAACGUUAUUAAUGGAUUCAAUGUUUGAAAGAUGUGAGGAAAUCGAAAGCAGCACCGGAUUUUAUUUUAAGAUGGAGGCUAAGUAUAAUAAAAUGGAAAAAUUAGCCAGAGUCUAUCCGCACAUGGAAAUUGAGAUAUCACCACCUAUUGAGGUUGAGAAUCUAUUACCUUAUGAUAUGAAAUUUGAGCUAGUGGCUAAAAAUAAGGGCGAGAGUUUUGUAGCAGAUUUACCAAGGGGAGAAAGUAUUCCUGUUCAUAACAUUAAUUUUGAUGAUUUUAUCUUUUUCAGAUUAUCUCCAAAGGGAUCAGGGUAUUAUUCGGCAGAUUAUUCUUUAAUUUCUGUUCCCAAGGAUAGUUCUGUUGGUACUGAGAAUAAAAUCGAAAUGGUUAAAAGAUCCACUGGAGAAACGUUAUUUUUGAACAUUCAUUACCAUAAGAAACACGAUUCUAACAAUGAGGUUUUGAAGAUAUAUGCACCAUAUAUUAUUUUGAAUGGUACCGAACGUGAUAUCUAUGUCAGAGCAAAUCAGUCUUCUAAUAUUUUUUCAAGUAAAGUUAGAGCUAUAGCUAAUAAUGAGUAUGUGUCUGCUCCAGAAAUGUUUUCCUUUAAUGAAGACCAAAAUAAACAAUUGGCGCAAUUUAAGAUGAGGGAAACCGAGUGGUCUAAGGCGACAACAAUUGAAGUUGUUGGACAGAGUAUUGAUCUAAAACUAUCUAUUCCAAACAAGACUAUGGAGUCUGAGUUGGGUAUUCAUAUUUCUGAGGGCGAGGGUAAAUACAAAUUGACGAAAUCGAUUUAUAUAAACCCAAGGUACAUUAUGAAAAAUAGUUACAAGUCUGAUUUGGUUUUAGCUGAGACGAUGUCAAAAUUGGAAACAGUGUUAAACCAAAGUGCGUCAUAUCCACUAUACAAUAUGUCGUUGGCACAAAAUAAAUUUUGUAGAUUGGCGAUGCCUGGUGGGAAAUACUCUGAGGCUUUUAAACUUGGAGAUAUUGGUACCACAUAUGUCAAACUAUUUGAUAGUUCACGUGGCAAGCAUAUUUUGGUUAAGAUCGAAACGGUUUGCGAAAAUGCCACAUUAUUUUUAGAAAUUAAGGAUUCUCAAAGUGAUUGGCCAUUUUCUUUAAGGAAUUUUAGCCCUUAUGAGUUUAUAAUGUAUCAACGGGAUCCAUCAAAACUUGAUUCGGAUGGGAGUUAUUAUGCCGACGCUAAUCAGGACAGUGAUGAUUAUAAUGAAUCAUUGUAUUUGAAAAAACCUCAGUUUGAACCAAUUGCAUAUCAAUUAUUAAGUUAUACUAUGAUGCCCUUUUCUUGGGACUUCCCAUCUGCUAAGGAGAAAAGGUUAAUAAUUGAGUAUAAAAACAAAAGACGUUCUGUUGAUCUAAGGGAGAUUGGAAAUUUAAGGCCAAUGCAAUUGGAGGCGCCUUCCAAAGACUAUCCAGAGGGGCUAUACGCCGAGUUGAAUAUUAUGACUGAUGGUCCUAUACAGGCUUUAGUGAUUACUAAAUAUAAUGAAGAAACCAGUAUGUACAAAUUGAAAUCCAAAUCAAAGAAACAAAAACAACCACCAGCUUUACCACCAAGGGUCUCUACAUCUUCAUCAAACAAUAAUUUAGAACCAAGAAUGAGUGUAAACAGUACCAGUUCUGUUGUUACUACUGGAAAUACUGUGGGCCGCAGUAAUAACAAUAAUGGUAGUGGUGGUAGUAGUAGUAGUAGUAGUGGUGGUGGUGGUGGUGGUAAUAGUAUUAUUGGUACUACUAGUAAUAAUAGUAGUAGCGCGACAUUAAACAGUAAUGAUAAGUUUGUUGUGAAUGAUGAUAAAGCAGAUAGACAUAGUUUUUUGAAGGUCUCAUUAUCUUUUGAAGGGUUGGGCAUUUCAUUAAUUAAUCACCAAUUGCAAGAGUUAUGUUAUGUUAAUAUUAAGGGACUUGAAUUUAAGUACAACAAUUCUAAGUUGUAUCAAACUUUUAGUUGGAAACUAAAAUGGAUUCAAAUUGACAACCAAUUGUUUGGUGGAUUAUAUCCGAACGUUGUGUACCCUACAAUUAUACCAGACAGGUCUGAAGAAUUAGAUAACCAUCCGGUAUUUUCUGGGUCUAUAUCUAAAGUAAACGACGAGACCAGGGGGUUGACAUAUUUUAAGCAUGCCACUAUAUUGCUACAGGAAUUAACAGUUAAAUUAGAUGAGGAUUUUGUUUUAUCUUUGAUUGACUUUUUGGACUUCCCGGGGGCUUCGUGGCACAUGUUGGUGCAGGAUAAGUUGUACGAUGAUACAAGCUACGAUUCGAAGGAUGAGUUUGUGAUUACAUUACCCCAUUCUAGUUUGAAUGUAGAAAGCAAUGAUAUUUAUUUUGAAACGUUGCACUUGCAACCAACUGUUUUGCACUUAAGUUUUAUGCGUACUGAACAUAUUAACAGUUUGGAUGAUUCCAAAGAAGUUGAAGUACCUCCAGAAAGUGCACUAAUGAUGUUGGUGAAUGUUUUAACUAUGGCGCUAGGGAAUGUCAAUGACGCACCAAUUCAAUUGAACUCAUUGCUGUUGGAGAAUUUAAAAGUCAGCACUAGUACUUUGCUAAACUGUGUUAAAGAGCAUUAUAGGGCAACGAUUUUCAGUCAAUUAUAUAAAAUAGUUGGUUAUGCGGAUGUUUUUGGUAAUCCGAUCGGGCUAUUUAACAAUUUAAGUAGUGGGUUUCAUGACAUAUUUUACAGGCCAUAUCAAGGCUACGUGAUGAAUGACAGACCUGAGGAGUUAGGGAUUAGUAUAGCUAAGGGAAGUAUCAGUUUUUUCAAGAUGUCUGUUUAUGGGUUUUCGGAUAGUGUUAGCAAGUUGACAGGCUCUGUAGCUAAGGGGCUAAGUGCUGCUACACAAGACAAAAGUUUCCAGCAAAGACGUUUACUGCAACAGAGACAAAACAGAUAUAACCAUGACAUUAACGGGUUCAGUUCUGGGUUUAAUUCUUUGGUGAAUGGUGUAGCAUCGGGUUUAACUGGAGUGGCAAGAGAUCCGAUAGAAGGUGCGAAAAAACAAGGAACUGGCGGAUUUCUCAAGGGGUUAGGGAAAGGCUUGAUAGGGAUACCGACGAAGACGGUUAUUGGAUUUUUAGAUAUGGCCAGCAAUGUAAGUGAAGGAAUUAAAAACACGACUACGGUUUUAGACGCGAAUGGGGUUCGUCCAGUUAGGUUCCCUAGGUUUUUGGGUGAGAAUAAAGUUGUCAAAAGCUAUAAUGAAAGGGAAUCGCAGGGGCAGUACUGGUUGAAGAUGUGUAAUGGUGGUCAAUACAUGAAAGACCACUAUGUCGCGCAUGUUUUGUUGCCAGGAAAGGAAACAAUUUUGUGUGUUUCACAGGAGAGAAUUGCAGAGAUUAACAUUUGUAAUCUACAAUGUAUUUGUAUGAGUAGACUUGAAAACAUUGAAAGCACGCCCAUUGAUGAUGGUAGACAGUUGGUAAUUAAUGUAGUGAGCGAUGAUGGACAAUUUGUUGUUUGGAAAUACCCUAUCCCAAAUUCUAAUGAUAGAAGAAUGUUAUUAGACGCUAUAAUUAUGGUCCAAAAAAGAGCUAGAAAAUAUUUGGAUGCAACCCCAUAG